Messenger RNA from Rhododendron vialii, 4475 nucleotides. RefSeq names its product putative ABC transporter B family member 8. The record is from RefSeq and is a predicted model, not a curated record. Gene Ontology annotation, biological process: transmembrane transport. The coding region runs from base 139 to 3849 and encodes 1236 amino acids. NCBI's taxonomy places the organism in Eukaryota, Viridiplantae, Streptophyta, Magnoliopsida, Ericales, Ericaceae. Gene Ontology annotation, cellular component: membrane. The transcript has 9 exons. Gene Ontology annotation, molecular function: ATP binding; ATP hydrolysis activity; ABC-type transporter activity.
UUUGAUUGUUUGAGCAAACUGCAGCUCUGCUUUCAUUCACAAUCGCUGGUCCAUUUUUGUCACCUCUUGCUUUGCAGAAACUUCUCUAGCAAACUGGCCAUUAAUUUCUCCUCAUUGAGGUCAUAAGAAGCAAGGAAAAUGGGGUCGGAAGGCAAGAAUGGAGAUACUGUGGGUGGGAUUAAGGAGAAGAAGAAAUCCAUAGCUAUGAUAUUUGGAUGUGCUGAUUUUGUUGACAUUUUGCUCAUGCUGUUGGGCACUUUGGGAGCAAUUGGAGAUGGAAUGUCCACAAACUGCCUGCUCUUGUACGCUAGCCGCCUUUUUAAUAGCUUGGGCUACGGAAAUACCCCAGAGAAUCAUGGGAAUUUCAUGGUUGAGAUUGAUAAGUGCAGUUUGUUCUUUGUAUACUUGGGAUUAGGAGUCAUGGUGGUGGCAUUCAUGGAAGGUUACUGCUGGAGUAAGACGAGUGAGCGGCAAGUGUUGAAGAUUCGGUACAAGUAUUUGGAAGCAGUUCUAAGGCAAGAAGUAGGGUAUUUUGAAUCACAAGAGGCAACGACUUCGGAAAUUAUCGGCGGCAUAUCGAAAGAUACUUCUCUCAUACAAGAAGUUCUUAGCGAGAAGGUGCCGAAAUUUUUGAUGCACGCAUCACAAUUCAUCUCAGGACUUGCAUUCUCCAUGUACUUCUCAUGGAGGCUAUCUUUAGUAGCACUCCCAACUAUCCUCCUCUUAGUGAUUCCUGGCAUCAUCUACGGGAAAUACCUUCUCUAUUUAUCCAACGAGUCGUACAAGGAAUAUGGAAAAGCGAAUGCCAUUGCAGAGCAGGCUCUUAGCUCUAUCAAAACGGUAUAUUCAUCCACCGCGGAGGCAAAUAUAAUAGAAAGAUACUCGCGAAUCCUCGACCAAACGACAAGGAUAGGGCUGAAGAAAGGGUUCGCAAAGGGUCUAGCCGUCGGGAGCACAGGCCUUGCUUUCGCGAUAUGGGCUUUUCUUGCUUGGUAUGGGAGCCGUUUGGUUAUGUAUAACGGAGAGAGCGGAGGGCAGAUAUAUACCGCGGGCAUUGCUUUCAUUUUGGGUGGACUAUCCCUUGGAGUGGCUCUCCCCGAAGUUAAGUACUUCACAGAAGCUUCAGUUGCAGCCACACAAAUAUUUGAUCGAAUCAACCGCAUUCCACAAAUUGACGGUGGAGACAAAAAGGGGAUUGUAUUGGAGAACAUGCGUGGAGAAGUAGAAUUUGAUCAUGUCAGAUUCACAUACCCUUCACGACCCGAUUCCAUUGUUCUAAAAGAUUUCAACCUUAAAAUUGAAGCAGGAAAAACCGUGGCUCUUGUUGGUGCAAGUGGGAGUGGAAAAUCCACCACGGUUGCUUUGCUCCAAAGGUUUUAUGAUGCAGAUGGUGGAGUUGUGCGAAUUGAUGGUGUUGGUAUACAGGGACUUCAGUUGAAAUGGUUGAGAGGGCAAAUGGGCCUUGUUAGUCAAGAACAUGCACUGUUUGGGACAUCCAUAAAGGAGAAUAUUAUGUUUGGGAAGCUUGAUGCUUCGAUGGAUGAAGUGGUGGCUGCUGCUAUGGCUGCAAAUGCUCACUGUUUCAUUAGGGAGCUUCCAGAAGGGUAUGAGACCAAGGUAGGUGAGCGUGGAGCACUUUUAUCUGGCGGGCAAAAGCAGAGAAUUUCCAUUGCCAGAGCCAUUAUCAAGAACCCUGUGAUUCUUCUACUUGACGAAGCAACAAGCGCGCUUGACUUGGAAUCAGAGACACUUGUGCAAAAUGCCCUUGAUCAAGCCUCGAUGGGAAGAACCACACUGGUUGUUGCCCACAAGCUCUCUACAGUGAGAAAUGCAGAUGCCAUUGCCGUCGUGAGUGGGGGUUGUAUCAUUGAAAUAGGCUCACACAACGAUCUCAUCAACAGGAAAAAUGGCCAUUAUGCAAAACUGGAAAAAUUACAAGGACAGUUCAGCUCUGAUGACCAAGACCAACACUACAUCGAAUCUCGUGUCUCCUCUGUGGCAAGAAGCAGCGCAGGCCGGCUUAGCACCGGCAGAUCGAGCCCAGCCGUCUUCGCUGCGCCGCUACCUAGUGGUCCGUAUGCACAUACGAUAGAUUACCCUCCACCUUCCUUUUCCAGGCUUAUUUCUAUGAACUCUUUGGAGUGGAAACAAGGCCUAAUUGGAAGCCUCUCUGCUAUAGCUUUUGGUGCAAUUCAACCUGUCUAUGCCCUCACAAUUGGCGGCAUGAUUUCGGCCUUUUUCUCGCCUAGUCAUGAGGAAAUGCGUGCUAGAAUCCGGACAUAUGCUCUAAUUUUCUCUACACUCUCUAUAAUUUCAAUCAUUGUAAAUCUCUUGCAACACUACAAUUUUUCCUACAUGGGAGAGCAGCUGACGAAAAGGAUCAGACUGAAAAUGCUGGAAAAAAUCUUGACUUUUGAAGCAGCAUGGUUUGAUGAAGAGAAGAACUCCAGCGGAGCCUUAUGUGCUAGAUUGAGCAAUGAAGCUUCCUUGGUGAAAUCUCUUGUCGCGGACAGAGUUUCCCUUCUAAUUCAAACCGUUUCAGCUGUGAUGGUGGCAAUGAUUCUGGGACUAGUUGUGGCAUGGAAGCUUGCCCUCGUUAUGAUUGCAGUCCAACCCCUCACAAUUCUGUGUUUCUACACGCGGAAAGUCUUAUUAUCUUCUGUUUCGUCGAACUUUAUAAAGGCUCAGAAUCGAAGUACUCAAAUUGCUAUGGAGGCAGUCUAUAACCACAGGAUUGUUACUUCGUUUGGAAGCAUAAAGAAAGUUCUUGUGCUUUUUGAGGAGGCCCAGAAUGAACCAAGGAGGGAGGGGAGGAAAAAGUCAUGGCUAGCCGGAAUUGGGAUGGGUUCAGCCCAGUGUUUAACUUUCAUGAGUUGGGCCUUGGAUUUUUGGUAUGGUGGGAGGUUAGUGAGGACUGGGGAGAUAUCAGCUGGGGAUGUGUUUAAGACUUUCUUUAUAUUGGUGAGUACAGGAAAAGUUAUAGCUGAAGCUGGGAGCAUGACCUCUGAUCUAGCCAAAGGGUCCAUUGCUGUGGCAUCCGUGUUUUCUAUUCUUGAUCGGCAAUCACUAAUUCCAGAGUCUUCCACUGUGGGGGAUGGAUCCAAGUUGGAGAAGUUGGCCGGCAGGAUAGAUAUGAGAGAGGUUGAUUUCGCAUACCCAAGACGGCCCAAUUGCCUAGUGUUGCGCCAGUUUAGUCUGGAAGUGAAGCCAGGUUCAAGCAUUGGACUCGUAGGGAAAAGUGGGUGUGGGAAAUCUACUGUGAUUGCACUGAUUCAGAGGUUUUAUGACAUUGAGAAGGGGGCAGUGAAGAUUGAUGGGGUCGACAUAAGGUCGCUUGGUAUUGGUUGGUAUAGAAGGCAAAUGGCGCUUGUUAGCCAAGAUCCAGUGAUAUAUUCUGGCAGCAUUCGUGAUAAUAUUAUGUUUGGGAAGCUUGAUGCGUCGGAGAAUGAUGUUGUUGAGGCUGCUAGGGCUGCCAAUGCUCACCAAUUCAUCUCAUCACUACAAGAUGGAUAUGAAACUGAAUGUGGGGAGAGGGGGGUGCAAUUAUCAGGAGGACAGAAGCAAAGAAUCGCAAUAGCAAGAGCAAUAAUCCGAAAACCAACUAUUUUGCUACUAGAUGAAGCCACCAGUGCCCUUGAUGUCCAGUCAGAGCAGGUGGUGCAAGAAGCGUUGGACCGGAUCAUGGUCGGAAGGACUUCAAUAGUGGUGGCCCACCGGCUCAACACCAUCAAGAAUCUUGGCUCCAUCGCCUUUGUUGCCAACGGGAAGGUGCUGGAACGAGGAACCUUUGCUCAGCUCAAGAACAGGCGCAGCGCCUUCUUCAACCUUUGCAGCCUUCAGAAUACAUAAUGCAUAGCACUCUUAUUAACAAUUACCACCUUCAUCAAUGGAGUAGUAUUCUGCAACUAAUAGGUAUGCAAAAUAAAACAAAACUAACGAUUGUGGCUUGGCGGGGUCUACUCGAGCCCAUUAUCCUGAUCGAUGUGUUUCUAUUGUGGGGUUUAUUGACUUAGAUCAUUCCUUCAAGUUCACUGUACAUUGAUAAUCACAUGAUCAGAUAACACCAAAUUUAAAGAAAUGGGUGGCCAGAUUUCCAGAGACUGAACUAUCGGAAAUUGUGUUUGAGCAUGUGGCUACCAAUGUUCGAUGAACUUGAUUUUCAUAUGCGGCUGCCUUUUCAUCUUUUUGUUUUAAUGCCAAAAGGGAAGGCUGGCGAAGAUUUGGAGUAAAAAAUAAUUUUGAAUUGCAUUGCUGACUUGUCAGCAUUAUGUUGCUGACUUGUCUUGACUUCUGAUCAUGUUGUAAGUGUAAGCUCCAGAGAUCCUGUGCUAGCAGAUAUGUAUACAGGAAAUUGGUAGUGGUACCAGUAUUACCAUGGGGAAGAAACUUCUACUUUGCUGUCCUAUUUGCAAGCAUAAUGGUUUGCUAUAUUGUCUAGCUUUUGUUCAUAAAUAUAAAUUUCAUUUACCAACAAA